This is a messenger RNA of Eleginops maclovinus (Patagonian blennie), 1860 nucleotides long. RefSeq names its product homeobox A1a (gene hoxa1a). The coding region runs from base 159 to 1133 and encodes 324 amino acids. NCBI's taxonomy places the organism in Eukaryota, Metazoa, Chordata, Actinopteri, Perciformes, Eleginopidae. The record is from RefSeq and is a predicted model, not a curated record. Gene Ontology annotation, molecular function: RNA polymerase II cis-regulatory region sequence-specific DNA binding; DNA-binding transcription factor activity, RNA polymerase II-specific. Gene Ontology annotation, cellular component: nucleus. The transcript is spliced from 2 exons. Gene Ontology annotation, biological process: regulation of transcription by RNA polymerase II.
CCCGUUCAUUGAUAUCGGCCCAAGCGCCCCCUCCUUCCCCUGAUAGGGACAGAGUAUAGGUAAAGGUUGGCACGGUCACUCAGGGUAAGAGGGGAGAGAGGAUCAGAGGGUGUCUGUAGAACAGACUGUCCCUCGGCCCCCGGUAGAACAAUGCUACAAUGAGCAGCUUCUUAGACUACUCGGUGAUGAACGGUGAAGGUGGCUCGUGCUCUGUCAGGGCUUUCCACUCGGACCACGGGAUUACAACUUUUCAGUCUUGCGCGGUGACUGUCAACAACUGCGGGACUGAUGACCGCUUCAUGGGGAGCAGGGCUUCCCCUGACGGCAUUCCUCACCAGCCGGGGUCAUAUCAGUCUACUGCGAGCUCUCUGGGUCUCGCCUACGGAGCACAUCCGGCCUGCAGCUCCAGCUAUGGACCCCAAGGUUUCUGUGCUACGUAUAAUCAUUACGCGCUCAACCAGGAAGUAGAUUCCACAGCGGGAUUCCCCCAGUGCAGCCCCCUGAUGUACUCGGGUAACAUUUCUUCCUCAAUGGUCUCUCAACAUCGCCAAGGUUACAGUGCCGCCCCCCUGGGUCAGCUGCAGUAUGCCCACGCUGCCUACGGCGGAGGGCACGAGCAAGCUGCCCCGUUUCCUGGGUGCUCAAACCCGCUGUCACCACUGCAUGCAGCCCACCUGGAGGCUUGCUGCUCGCCUCUGUCUGAGGGUGCAUCUUCUGCUCAGACAUUCGACUGGAUGAAAGUCAAGAGGAACCCCCCAAAAACAGGCCGGUCUGGGGAGUACGGUUAUGGGGGUCAGCCGAACACAGUCCGGACCAACUUCACCACCAAGCAGCUGACGGAGCUGGAAAAGGAGUUUCACUUCAACAAGUAUCUGACCCGUGCGCGUCGCGUUGAAAUCGCAGCCGCGCUGCAGCUGAAUGAGACUCAGGUGAAAAUAUGGUUCCAGAACCGGAGGAUGAAGCAGAAGAAGAGGGAGAAAGAAGGGCUGCUUCCGGUCAAAGCGUUAUCCUCAGACCCGGGACAGAGCAUACAAGAGAAAAUGGACGAUGCAGCAUCAGAGAAAUCUAUUUCAGCUCCAUCUACUCCGUCUCCCACACCCUCCACUGUGUCUGAUCCUUACUCCUCCAACUAAGAACUAACUGCCUCUUUAACUCUUUAGGCCACAGCCGGCCUGUAUAUCAAAACUCAUAUCCAGUGUAUCAAAGCCAAAGUCCUGGUUAAUGGAUGUGUGGACAUAUAGACUGAAUUAAUGCACUAUUUAGGACUUUGGACAAUAAAAUUAUGGACUUUGUCUGAGUUAAAGAUUUGUUUUAUAGUGUGUGGUGUGUUCGGAAGAACGAUAACAUUGCUGUUCAAUCAACAGUAUUCCACUUUCUUUUACAUUUGAUGUAAAAUACGCGUUGUGCCACGACUGUGACGGUGCAAGAACCAGUAGAUACCCUACACCUGUUCCUGAGCAGUGCUGCAGAGUGACAAUGUAAAGUUACACAGCUGCACCCACAAACAAAUACCUCAAAUGUGCCAAAAUUGUGUGUAAUGGCCACGGCCAGGGUGAUUACACUGAAUGUCGCCAAUUAGGCAUCACACAAUCAGCGAGAUGACCUCGUUUAUUAAUCGUUAUAGAGUGCAUUGUUAUAGUACCUCCUUAAUCACGGUCCCCUCUGUGUUUAAGGCCUGCGUGUUUGUGUGUCACGACUGUCUGAAUGUCUUUUGUGUGAGAUUUGCAUGAUGCUUAUUGCUUUCAUGUAUUAGCUGAGUUUUAUCAGUAGGGGAACUGUUCGUGUAAGUCCAUAUUUGUUCCAGGCUUUUAUCUGUUAUCUAUUUAAUCCAGUGGAGCACAUACAAAGUGUUUUGUCCAG